UGUAUUUACAACCAUGUUGAGUUCAACAUUUGAGUUGCUCAAUCAAGCAAACUCCCUAAAUUCUUUUGUUGCCUUCAUUUUUUGCAAUUUGAUCAUUGUCAUCCUACUAGUUAAUAAUAGUAACAACUCAAAAAAUAGUGACAACAAACAUGUUCCACUUUCCAAGUCUUAUGUGAACAAAAGUAAUUGUUCUAUUUUGGACAAGAACGAUAAGGUAACAAAUGCAAUUCAAGCAACCACCAAUAUAAAGUUGGUGGCAGAGACAAGGGACGACGAGGAAGAAGAUGACGAGCUAACAAGAAAAGUUGAAGAAUUUAUUCAGAAGAUGAAAUAAGUCAGCAAUGGAAAGUAUAUCAGUUCUCGUGCAGCACUCUGGAAGGUGGACGUAUGAAAAAAACUAUGAAAAAUACAUCACUGAUGCAAUAUUAUUGAGCACGACAACAUCAUUCAAUGAACUACACAAUCUUUUGGCAUCUCACAUAAAUGUGAAUUUGAGCAGCAGACGUAUUCAAGUGGAAUAUCAAAUCACUGGUAAUGCAGCGUAAAUACAAAUACAUAAUGUAUGUGUUAUUGAAAGAGGUGACGUCUAAAAUAAUUUGUAUCAACUGUUAAAUACAUCUGCUAAAGGUGUUAAAAUCGAGUAGAGAUAUGUUUGAAAAGAAGAACAUCAACUCAUGCAGUGGUUGUGGGUCUAAGCGUAACAAUAGGCAUUUAUGUGGAAAAUAUAGUAAAUGAUACAUUCGUUCUUC
This is a messenger RNA of Capsicum annuum, 749 nucleotides long. RefSeq lists its product as uncharacterized. The record is from RefSeq and is a predicted model, not a curated record. NCBI's taxonomy places the organism in Eukaryota, Viridiplantae, Streptophyta, Magnoliopsida, Solanales, Solanaceae. The coding region runs from base 14 to 334 and encodes 106 amino acids. The transcript has 2 exons.